Paramuricea clavata is the source of this 1836-nucleotide messenger RNA. NCBI's taxonomy places the organism in Eukaryota, Metazoa, Cnidaria, Anthozoa, Malacalcyonacea, Plexauridae. The record is from the annotation of a GenBank genome assembly.
GAAACUAAAAUAGUUUAUAAAUCUUAUCCAGAGAGGCGUACAUUCAACGUAUGCGAGAACAGAUGGAGCUGAUGGAAAGCACAAUGACGAAGAAUGUCAACACAUUACAAGUGAUGACAAACAAGAAUAUGAAGUUCAUUGAAGAAAGUGUCAAAAUGGUGCGAGAGGAAGCGGCCGAAGAACGAAAACAAAUGGUGGAAAUUGUCAAAACUGUGCAAGAGAGGAACGCUAAGAUGGCCAAAGGUGGGUGGAACCCUUGGUCGUUUCCCUUUGGCUGUUUUUAAAUAUUUUUGUUUUCUUUCUUACAAGAUCUGGGUUGCCGAAUACAUAAGUAGGCAGCCUCCCAGGGGAGAACACCCCAUUUCUAUAGUUGGAGGAGGCAAACUGUCGUCUCUAGGGUAUAGUUUCUGUAGCACCUUCACCUCUCGACAAGUAGCCACAUGAUUCUUUCUUUAGUAUUUAUCUUUCUAAUUUUAUUUUUGGAAUUUUACCAUUAUUGUCCGUUUCAUUUUUCUAUUCUUCUUCGUCCUACCCAUGCAGCGCUUUACAAUUUAUCCUUCUGAAAGUAGUAUAACAAGUACUACAACACAACAUCGCAACUCGAGUGUCCUUUGCGAUCUCUGGCCAAGCAUUUAAUUAAUAUUUAAAUUUUGAUUUCAUAGAUUUGGCAGAACAAACUAAAGUAAAGAAAAAAGGACCUCUUGAUGCCCUUAUGGACUUCAUGCCACUUGUCUCGUCAUUUGUAAACAUGAUGGGAUCGUUCAAAAAAGACAAAAAGCCCAACGCUGCAGCAGCAAAACAAACUUAAUCUAAUCUAGAGAUUUUUAGUUUGGAUUUAUAAAUCAUUUGAACGAUGAUAACACAUAACACAAAAUUAAAAAUAUUCGAAAGGAGAAUUGGAGUAAUUUGUUGACUCAGUAGUUAGUGUGUGUUCCUUUCACUUCUGUAACUGGGGAUGGAUUCUUGCAGUAUGCAGGAAUGGCCCUAACUACUACACCUCUAGGAAGAACAGUUUAGAACUAAUAGAGCUAAGUAAGGAGAGAUUUAGUUAAGUUAAGCUUUAAGAAAUUUAAUUUUCUAGUCGCUUUGCACAUUUAUGUGGACCACAAUAUCAAUUUUUCUAUUUACAAUUUCAUACAUGGUAAAGCCUGAUUUCCAUUUUGUCGCGAUGGUCACAAUCAAGGUGAUUGAUGUAAUGUCGAUAUAUUUUUGCAAUAAGAAAAUAGUGAUAUUCACACCGUACAUAGAAGCUGGUCAGUGGCCAUGAUACGACUUGAUAGAAACCAGACUUCAAUAUUGAACAACGAACAAACCCAAAUAACAAAAUGAAUAAUUGUCUCAAUUGCUAAAUUACAAACGAUAUAAUUAUAUACUCUAUUGUCUUGCAAUUUUUUGUCUCUACUGACAGCUUCAUUUCUUCUGUGGUGUACAAACAUACUACUAGAGUAACCCUUUUGCCUCACACGCUUCCCACCCACGUGCUCAGACCAUUGACAGCAAGAUUUCUUGUCUCUUAUUUGAUGGAAAGAUCAAAAUUCACCUCCUAAUUGGACCCGCAUGUUCUGGUCAGAUCAGAGUCUCUAACGCCCCUACAUUUACAAUUUUUUAUCUCUUAGAGAUCCUGGCAAAACUGAAUUGUGUUGAAUUUUUCUGCUUAACCUUUGCAAGACGUCUUCGUUGUGCUUCCAGACGUUUUCGCUCAAUUUCAUCCUUUGAAUAUUUCUUUUGACUGACGGUAGUUAGUUUAGGUGCGGAGUUGUUGUUGCAUGGUUUGGGGAAAUUAGUUGUGGCUGGAGUCUUUGUUGGCGCUUGUGUCAUGGCUUCUGUUAGGACAUC